GGCGCCUCUCAGCAGAGCUAAACAGGCCCAGGCAGUGGCUGGAUGAACCACCCGUGGAUGCCUGACUGGGCCGGUAGAGUUGCCACAUUCCCUGCUCUUGGCUGGCAGAGGAGGAGAUACUGAGCCAAGGCAGACAGGUGUGGGUUCUUCCUCCACUGGGAGGCCAGAGACCCCGAAGAUGGAUGAACAGGUGUUCAAAGGAGACCCAGACACCCCUCAUUCCAUCUCCUUCUCCGGGAGUGGGUUCCUUUCCUACUACCAGGCUGGGGCCGUGGACGCUCUGCGAGAUCUGGCCCCGAGGAUGCUGGACACAGCCCAUCGCUUUGCAGGGACGUCAGCGGGAGCGGUGAUUGCGGCCUUGGUCGUCUGCGGGAUUGAGAUGGAGAAGUACCUCAGAGUGCUGAAUAUGGGCCUGGCAGAGGUUAAGAAGUUCUUCCUGGGACCUCUGUCUCCGUCCUGCAAGAUGGUACAGAUGAUGCGACAGUUUUUGUACGAUGUGCUACCGGAGGACUCCUACAAGUUCGCCACCGGGAAGCUGCAUGUGAGCCUCACCCGCGUCACGGACGGAGAGAACGUCGUGGUUUCGGAGUACCGGUCCAAGGAAGAGCUCAUCGAGGCCCUGUACUGUAGCUGCUUUGUCCCUGUCUACUGUGGCUUGAUCCCACCGACGUAUCGGGGCGAGAGAUACAUCGAUGGGGGCUUCACAAGCAUGCAGCCCUGUGCCUUCUGGACAGACUCCAUCACCAUCUCCACCUUCAGCAGCCAGCAGGACAUCUGUCCGAGGGACUGCCCCGCCAUCUUCCACGACUUCCGAAUGUUCAACUUCUCCUUCCAGUUCUCUCUGGAGAAUAUCACGCGCAUGACACAUGCUCUGUUCCCCCCGGACCUGGUGAUCCUGCAGGAAUAUUACUAUCGGGGAUACAAUGAUGCUGUCUCAUAUCUACGGAGGCUGAACGCAGCGUACCUUGACUCUCCCAGCAAGAGAGUGAUAUUCCCGAGGGUUGAAGUAUACUGCCAGAUAGAGGUCGCCCUUGGCCAUGAGCCCCCACCUCCGAGUCUGCAGAGCCUCCCAGCACCGAGGAGAAGCCCAGAAGACGCCUCACAAACCCAUGCACAGGGGUCUCCCAGAGAGGACAGAAAGGACAGCCAUCCCCCAGCCGCCCCCUCAGUGCAGACACCUGAAUCUGGGUGCAAGGAGUCUGUGGAAUCACCCGGGUCACCACGGGUCUCUAUAGCCAAGCAACCAUCUGUAUCGCCUUUGUCCCCAGCCCAGCCGGUCCCAGUAAUGAGGCCCACUGGCCCCAGUGACAGUUGCCCAAUAAAUGUUCGGACUCCAAACCCGGAGCGAGGAGUGAAGGAUGAUGCCCUGGAUUCUGCCACAAAGCGAGGAGUCAAGGAUGCCCUGGACUCUGCCACCGCUGAGCAGAGCACAAACACCUUGCCACCUGUGUCGCUCCCAGCUGCAGAUUCACACAGCUCAAAGGCUGGAUCCUCUGUGCCUAUUGGGUCACCCGAGUCCCAUAGACUGCUGCUCAGAUCUUCCCAGGGAGCCACACCAGCCAGGGCAGCACCUGGACUUCUGUCCCUAAGUCCUUCAACACCACCUGCCCGGCCACCUGUGGAGGACCUAGGCCCAGAACGAACCACAGCUACAGGGUCUCCCGUCUCAUCACGGCUGACAGGCUCAGCAGCACCGGGUACCGGGAAGGAAGCCCCCCGCAAGCCUCUGCUAGUGGAGAGUCCUGGUGCGGAUUCAAACACGGCGAAAACGAUAUUCAAGAGGAAACAAAAGACAAAUGCCACUAGAGAGUGCUUCCACAGAAACACUCGGUCCAAGAAGCCGGCUAGCAAACUACAGUCUGCGCCGUGUCCACUUAACUUCCCUGUGCUCCCCAAGACAGUCUGGGUCACCUACAGACCCCAUCCCGGCCGGAUCCAAGAAUACAGCUACCCCGAGGGAGUGAGUGGCCAGAACUCCUAAGCUGGAGCAGGAGAGACCCCAGUGACCUGGGUCCAGCCUUGCACCCGAGACCUGCCGGACCGAGGGGUGCCCUCAGCCAUCCAGUGCUGCAGAAAGUCUACCCCCCCCCCAAGUUUGGGUUUACUGGUCUGGAGUUCUUGCUGUCUUCCCACCAUUCUGCUCUGGAUGGACAGGAAGACAUCGGCACAUACCACUCACGGUCCACCCAUCCGGGAGGAGGGGUAUAAUCCUGCUUCUGUCCUGCCCGGGGGCGGGGCAAGCAUGCAUCCUGACUGCACUUCCUGCCUACGUGUGAUCAAGCACAUCCUGUGCCUUUGGAGCAAGCAAGCUUGUUUACAGAAGUGGAAACCAGUGGCUUGUUACCUUACACGAAAAGCACCCUCCAGCAUCCAGGAAGUUAUCUGUCCCUGGGUUAGUGGGGUUUACAGGUUC
Mus pahari (shrew mouse) is the source of this 2413-nucleotide messenger RNA. RefSeq names its product patatin like phospholipase domain containing 1 (gene Pnpla1). Bases 179 to 1981 code for a protein of 600 amino acids. Gene Ontology annotation, molecular function: triacylglycerol lipase activity. Gene Ontology annotation, biological process: triglyceride catabolic process; lipid homeostasis. The record is from RefSeq and is a predicted model, not a curated record. The transcript has 11 exons. Lineage: Eukaryota; Metazoa; Chordata; Mammalia; Rodentia; Muridae. Gene Ontology annotation, cellular component: cytoplasm; membrane; lipid droplet.